AUGGCCGGCCAAUCCGGUAGGCGCUGGGGCGUGACGGAUCCCAUUUCACGCGCGCCCCCCACCGAUGCCGAGCUGGCGCUGGAUGCCGCUCUUCUGGACGAGUUGCGCAGCCAGAACACCUUUGAGGCCCCAGAGGAGACGGAGAAAAGGGGCGCCGCUCUGCACACUCUGCAAAAGGCUGUCGAAGAGUUUGUCCGUCACGUUGGCCAUGUGAAGGGCCUUGCGCCCUCCGUUAUCGAGAACGCUGGCGGCAAGAUCUGCACCUUUGGUAGCUAUCGCCUGGGUGUCUACGGUCCCGGCUCCGAUAUCGAUACGCUCGUCCUUGCACCCAAGCACGUCACCCGUGACGACUUCUUUGCGCAUUUCAUCAACGUCCUCGAGAAAGUUGCGCCUCCUGGCGCCAUCGAGAAAUUCUCGCCGGUUCCCGAUGCCUUCACUCCAAUCAUCAAGAUGGACUUCCUCGGGAUCGAUAUCGACUUGAUCUUCGCUCGCCUUGCCAUCGCCUCGGUACCCCUAGAUCUCGACUUGAAGGACAAUAGCUUGCUCCGUGGUCUGGAUGAGACGGAUUUGCGCAGUGUGAACGGCACUCGCGUUACGGACGAGGUGCUCUCUCUGGUCCCUCAACCUAAGAUCUUCAGACAGGUCACCAGAGCUGUCAAGCUAUGGGCUCAGCGCCACGCCAUCUAUGCGAACAUUGUUGGGUUCCCGGGAGGUAUCGCUUGGGCUAUGAUGGUUGCGCGUAUAUGCCAGCUGUACCCAAUGGCUUGUGCUGCCGUUGUCCUGGGCCGCUUCUUUUACCUGAUGAGCACAUGGCCCUGGCCGCGUCCCAUCAUGCUGAAGGAGAUCGAGGAUGGUCCGCUGCAAGUCCGCGUCUGGAAUCCUCAAAUCUACCCCGGCGACAAGCGCCACCUGAUGCCGAUCAUCACCCCUGCUUACCCUUCAAUGUGUGCAACGCACAACAUUACACACUCGACGCAGAAGGUCAUCAAGCGCGAACUACUGCGUGCGAGCCAGAUCACCAGUGAUAUCCUGGCGGAGAAGCGACGCUGGCGGGAUUUGUUCGAUAAGCACACCUUCUUCACCCAAGACUUCAAGUACUAUCUUAGCAUUGUCGCAGCAAGCCAUGACAAGGAGGCGCAGGACAACUGGAGCAGCUCUGUCGAGUCCAAGGUCCGCAAGCUCGUCGGUUUGAUUGAACAAUCGCCCGCGGAGGACGUUGAACUGGCCCAGCCAUUCAACAAAGGCUUCAAGCGCGUCCAUCACUGCAAGACGGAGGAAGACAAAGAAGAGAUUUUGCAGGGUAGCGUGAAGUACUCGGUCAAGACCGACACCACUGAUGAGUCGAACGGCAUGCUUCAGGACAUCGGUGCUGGGGGCGCCGCAGACAAGCUCGAUUUGUCCAACGGCGACGCCAACGGCAAGGAAGCCAACGGCGACAGCCCCAUUACCGUCUACACGACUACUUUCUACAUUGGCAUUGAGCUGAAGCCAGGCGCCAAGUCACUUGACAUCUCCUAUGCGGUCUCGGAAUUCAAGCGUCUGUGCCAGGAGUGGGCUAACUACGAUCAACACCUGCAUUCAAUCCGCAUCGUGCACACGAGGAGCUACGACCUCCCAGAUGAUUGCUUUGACGCGGGCGAGGCGAAGCCGGUAAAGGCCAAGAAAGUUAAGACGACAAAGAAGCGCUCUCAUCGCGAAGCCGGAAUGGAGGUCAGUCAAGGAAGAAAACCCGAGUCUGGAGGCGCGCCGCCGGUGAAAGUCGCGCAACUCUUCCGCCGAGAAGAGUCCCCGAUUGAAUCGCUCGGGCUAGGUUGCUCCGAGCACAUGGGUCUUUUGCUGAUGCAAUGCUUACAUGGUACAGGAAACGCUGUCGCAGAACUCCGCAAAGCGUCGCCUCUCGUCGAACGGAGAGGCGGUGGCAACCCCCGCCGGCUGAGCUCAGCACCAAGGUGUAGUUUGAGCGUUGAUCGCCUCUUCAGAGUGUGGAGUGGAGCAGAUGCCUGA
Molecule: messenger RNA, 2004 nt
Organism: Diplodia corticola
Lineage: Eukaryota; Fungi; Ascomycota; Dothideomycetes; Botryosphaeriales; Botryosphaeriaceae
Product: poly polymerase pap
Exons: 6
Coding region: 1-2004 (667 amino acids)
Cellular component (GO): nucleus
Molecular function (GO): poly(A) RNA polymerase activity; RNA binding
Source: RefSeq, a predicted model, not a curated record